GCUGGUACAGACGAUGCCGCUUCGUCUAAGACGGGAGUGGCCCCUGCUGAGAAGAGCCAAGAGUUAUUCGGGCAGCAUUAUCCUAGAUUGCAAGCUAUAAAGAAGAAAUACGACCCAGAGAUGAUCUUCCAUAAGUGGUUCCUCAUUGUCCCAGCUUGAACCCUGUCCUAUGUUGGUUGGAUUUGAUGACUUAGAUGUAUAUUACUGAACUUGGAACGCGGAGUAUCAAGAAUUUUUGUCCCACAGCAACAUGGGCCAGGACAAUUGUUGUUUCAUUUAGCCGGUUAAUUAUCUACACGUCCACUGAUGGGGUUCUUUGUCUAGUGGCGACCUUUGACUCCGAGGGUGACCCCGUGUCGCAUGUCAUUCUCAUAGUACUGUCCUCCCAACUCUCGAAUCGCUCAACCAUCAAGUUCUCAACGAGGCUACCCACGUCUUUCUCACAAAUACCUGCCUUCGCGUUAUUUCAAGCCUUAUUUCCAUGGCGCGAUUCUGUGCACCAGGUAAUCCUCACUAUGUCUCAGCAACAAUGUUUCAAGAGACUACUCGCAAAGCUUCGAGCAAGCGUAAGGCCAACUCGACGCAAAAGGCCAAACAGUGGACCCAGGAACAACAAAGAUUGCAAGAGAAACGUCGAAAGGGCCAGAAGAACUUCAAAGGACCUACCUACGCAUAUGUCGGCAAUCUCACUCCGAAGGUUACCUCUUCAGAGGUGGAGAAGGUCUUCAAACGUCACACUGUCAGCAGUGUCGAUAUUAGAUGCGGUGGUGGUACACCUAUAUUCAUUCGUGACGGGGGAUGCCUGGUCGGCGUACAAGGCAACUCAUAAGGAUGGCACCCUCUUGGACCACGUACCGGUGGUGGUUACCCAGUCUCUCUCCAAGCUACCGGAGUAUGCAUAUGACGAGCAAGUCAAUGAAUACAACAACACCCGACCCAGCGAGCCCGGUGUCACUGACACGCUGCUCUCGCCUGUCAAGAAGAUGGUGAACGCUGUGAAGGCGUUAGGCUACGAACCAACUUUGAUACUGUAAGGUCGUGCGAAUAUUGCAUACUAACUAACAUCUAGGAAUAUCCCUAAUUACCUUCAGUGUCUCAGUAAGACCUGGUUUACGCCUCUCAUUAUGAUAAUGUCAUUGUCUGUCUGUUGCCUGUACUAUGCUAUUGUCUGAAUAGAUGAACGUUUCGUAUUGUGUACAAUAAG
This is a messenger RNA of Somion occarium, 1204 nucleotides long. The record is from the annotation of a GenBank genome assembly. NCBI's taxonomy places the organism in Eukaryota, Fungi, Basidiomycota, Agaricomycetes, Polyporales, Cerrenaceae.